Messenger RNA from Prorocentrum cordatum, 326 nucleotides. NCBI's taxonomy places the organism in Eukaryota, Dinophyceae, Prorocentrales, Prorocentraceae. The record is from the annotation of a GenBank genome assembly.
GCGAGGUUUCCCGCUGCGAACGGGGCCGCGUUUUGCGCAAUAUGGCCUCUUCGAGUGCUGCCGCAGCGGCGGCCGCCGCCACACCAGAGGCAGCUCUCGUCCCAGUCUCGUCCCAGUCCUUGCCGGCCACAGUUGUUUCCCCCCACAAGCGUCUCUUGUGCCAGAUGCUGCUCAACAGGGAUGUGCCCCAGCAAACAGAUGAGCAGCGCAUGAAGGUUAAGAGUCUCGCCGCAGUUGCAUCAAUCGUGAACGUUAUGUUGGACGAGCCUCAGAAAGUGCCACACAUCGAAAUCUUCGCCAGCAAGCCGCUCCGUGCGAUGGAGGAG